CCCCUCUCUUUCAAAUCCUUGCACAAAAACUACAUUGCAAAAAUGUCUCAAUUAUAUUUCAUGACAUUCUUUUUUUACUUAUGUUUCUUUAGUACAAUUGUUUGUUUUGCAUCCUCCAACGUACAAACCCUGAAUUCAGGUUACACAUUUGUUAACCCAAAUUUACUUCCACCAAAAACAUUGACAUCAUCUAAAAAAUAUGAAGGUUCAUCUGAACUUGUGAACCUUAAGUACCAUAUGGGUCCGGUUCUUUCAUCACCAAUUAACAUUUACAUUAUUUGGUAUGGAAAAUGGAAGCCAACCCAAACUUUGAUUAUCAAAGAUUUUUUAUUAUCUAUUUCCACAACUAAUCGACGGGCCGCCCCCCACCCGUCUGUAUCAGACUGGUGGGAGACGGUCUCGCUUUACACGGACCAAACAAAUGCAAACAUUUCGCGGUCCAUGGUUAUUUCUGGGGAAUACCAUGAUCAAAAAUAUUCCCAUGGGACCCACUUGACCCGGUUAACGAUCCAAGAAGUAAUUGGGUCGGCAGUCCAAUCAGCACCAUUUCCAGUGGAUCAUAAAAAUGGAAUCUAUCUUAUAUUAACUUCUGUAGACGUGACAGUAGAGGAUUUCUGUAGAGCUGUUUGUGGGUUCCACUAUUUUACUUUUCCAUCAAAAGUGGGCUACACUUUACCGUACGCAUGGGUUGGUAAUUCGGGCCAACAAUGCCCCGAAGUUUGCGCUUACCCAUUUGCUGUUCCGAGUUAUAUGCGUGGUGGUGGGCCGGGUCCACUUAAACCGCCAAAUGGAGAUGUUGGUAUUGAUGGAAUGAUUAGUGUGAUCGGGCACGAGCUCGCGGAGCUAUCGUCUAACCCGUUGGUUAACGCGUGGUACGCGGGCGAGGACCCAACUGCGCCCACGGAAAUCGGGGACUUGUGUGAAGGGUUAUAUGGGUCGGGUGGUGGUGGUGGGUAUAUUGGUGAAGUUAUGAAAGAUGGGUCGGGUCGGACUUUUAAUAUGAAUGGUAGAAGAGGUAGAAAGUUUUUAGUACAAUGGAUAUGGAGCCCCGUUUUGAAAGCAUGUGCUGGCCCAAAUGCUAAAGAGUGAUUAAAUGGUUUCUGCAUUAGUUUUGUUGUACUAUGUGCUUCAAAAUUGGUACAUAAAGUGAUGUUGAUUGAGAUGGUUUGUUGAAGACAAACUUAAAAGUUAAGGGGCAUCAACGGAAUUGAUGAGAGUUGGAGAACCAGGGGACAAUUUUUAUUUUUUUAAAUUUUUUAUAGGGUUUAUUUUUUAGAUUGAAUAAUUUUUUUUUAUGUAAAAAGGAAGGGGCAUGGGAUUUUUAUAUAAUCUUUGUGGUUUUUUUUCGCUAGUCUCUUUAUGUAGGUAACAAACAAAAGAGUUAUAGUUUUACGCUGAUGUUGAUAAA
Molecule: messenger RNA, 1408 nt
Organism: Erigeron canadensis
Lineage: Eukaryota; Viridiplantae; Streptophyta; Magnoliopsida; Asterales; Asteraceae
Product: protein EXORDIUM-like 5
Exons: 1
Coding region: 43-1089 (348 amino acids)
Source: RefSeq, a predicted model, not a curated record